AUGGAAGAAGAAGGAAGGGCUACUGUCGCAUCAGAGCCUCCUCCGCUUCCCUACUCCCUGCGUACCAGGAAGAAGUCCAUUGCUUUCUUCUGGAUCCUUUUCGUCCUCGACACCUUGGGUCAGCCGGUGGCGCUGUAUUGGGGCCUGUGGUACGCGACGGAUCUCUCGCACAAUUUGGUCUUCUCUAUCGUCACGGCUUCGUUGGGCGGUAUCUCCGUGUUUGAAUAUUUCUAUCGACUCUAUAAUCUGUUCAAGAAGCAUUCUCGGGCGAGACCCCUAAAUGCCAGGAGAUCAUGGCUGGACUUUUUCCAAAUCAACUUCACCAUUGUGUGGUUGAUCUUGGCUGUCGAGCUCAUCGUUGGCACUGUACCUAAAGAGCCAUAUGUACGCCUCGUCGCCAUGGUUCUCCCUACCGUCAUGUUCUACUUUGGUCUCGUCCACUUAUCCCUCGACGUCCUCCGUGCCUGUGGACAUAAGGCCCCUUUUCGCAUUUCUUCAACGCCGAAAGGCUCCGUCAUGCCGACAGCCCUCUACGUUCUCAUUGAAGAUGUGGUUGCCGUGGAUGGAGGUGGUGGUCAGAUGUACCGGUACGCCCUGCGAACUCGAUAUCUAUCCAGUCCGUACUUCCGGCGCAUGCUCUUCGAAAUGAACUGCUUCUGGGGAGGUGGCUCAGUCAUCUUUGCAGCAGCCAUUACGGCUGUGAUCUUCACUACUCCCGAGAACAUCGCCUACACGCUGGGCUGGUCCCUCCCCUUCGCCUGGGCCAUCCUCUGGACCCUCAUCACCAUCCCAUGGGUGCAGAGCGAUCUCCGCCGCGAAAAGGAAGCCUGGCAACAGAAUCUCGGCCAAGGUGGCAUCCCGUACACCGAUGAUCCUGCUGCCCCAACAGCCCGAACCCGUUUCAAGACCGUCCAGGACAGUAUACCUCAGCUCCUCCCGUGGUUCCGCGAGAAACCUUCUGCCCCGUCUACGCCUUCUGAUGCUCAUUCCAAUGUAUAA
Messenger RNA from Aspergillus wentii DTO 134E9, 999 nucleotides. RefSeq lists its product as uncharacterized. Lineage: Eukaryota; Fungi; Ascomycota; Eurotiomycetes; Eurotiales; Aspergillaceae. The transcript is spliced from 6 exons. The record is from RefSeq and is a predicted model, not a curated record. The coding region runs from base 1 to 999 and encodes 332 amino acids.